Cryptotermes secundus is the source of this 3571-nucleotide messenger RNA. RefSeq names its product late secretory pathway protein AVL9 homolog. The record is from RefSeq and is a predicted model, not a curated record. Lineage: Eukaryota; Metazoa; Arthropoda; Insecta; Blattodea; Kalotermitidae. The coding region runs from base 117 to 2555 and encodes 812 amino acids. Gene Ontology annotation, cellular component: cytoplasm. The transcript is spliced from 12 exons.
UGUUGUGAACGGUGGCGAGUCAUGUGGGAGUUACUCAGUGGCCAAUCAAUGCGUCACGUUGGAUAGAUUUUUGUGUGUAAAGCGAGAAUGGACGGCGAAAUUAAAGUAUAAAAGAAAUGGCAAACGAAAUUAGUAACACCAGUGAAUGUAGUGGACCGAUUCUUCAUGUAAUAGUUAUAGGCUUUCACCAUAAAAAGGGAUGUCAGGUGGAAUAUUCCUUUCCUCCACUACUGGAGGGAGAUCCUCAUGCUUGUCCUGCGGGCUGGAAGUACCUGCCAACGUUAGCACUACCGGAUGGUUCACACAACUUCGAUGAAGACACGGUUUUUUUCCAUUUACCAAGUCUUUCAGAUCCUAAACAGACCGUAUAUGGAAUAUCCUGUUUUAGACAAAUUCCUGUUGAGAAACUAAAGAACCGUACUGCAGACAUUACUCGGGGGACAGUGCAGAAGUCUGUUUGCGUUCUUAGCACGCUUCCCCUCUAUGGACACAUCCAGGUGAAGAUGGCCCUCAUCACGCAUGCUUACUUCGAUGAGGGUGACUUCAGCAAAGUGCAGCUCCUCCAUGACACAUACCACCAUCUUAACUCUUGUCUCGCCGAAGUAGAUUUCUCACAGUCUACCACCCCUCAGCUUUAUGUUGGGCUGUCAGUUCGAGAUCUCAUUCUGCAGUUCCGACAUAAGGCCCUGAUCUUGUUCAAAUUGUUGCUUUUGGAGCGCCGCCUAGUGUUCUACCGUUCGCCUGUUCAGCCUUUGUGCGCCGCUAUAUUGUCACUCCUGUCCUUGCAUCCAGCCAUGAUUGAGCGAGGCUUGGGGGAAUCAGCGUGUGUAAAACCAUCAAGACCUAUGUCACCGAUUCCAGAAUUUGCAGAUACAUCAUCAGAGAGUAUGAAAUCCUGCGACACUUCAGUCACAAAAGCGACAGAAAAAAAUACUGAAACAGACAGAAAUCUAGUUGAGUCUGAGAACAAUGGACAUGUUGAACCACUGCCUUGGAGUUCAGCAGCAGACAGCAUGGCUUCAGGAGAUACUGAUCUGAUACACAUGGCUGCUGAGAGUGAGUCAGGCAUCUCACCAGGAAGUUCACAGAAUGAGAGACCUUCUGAGAUUAGUGGUAGCCCAGUGGAGGAACACUGGCUAGAAGUGUCGGCAACGUGCGAGGGGAAACUGCACAGUUCUGAUAGUGCUGGCAGCCUCUCAGUCAUUGGUGCUGGUGGGACAGAGCAACAAAGUCAUGAGCACCCACAGUUGCCUCGUGACAGUAGCGUUGAGACCAUCGGGGACACUAAUAUGCAGUCUAAUUUGGCAGCCAUUGCACAGAUCAAUGCUGACCAAUGCGGCCUACCCCUCAUGCUCUUCACGCAGGGGUACCUCUGCCACCCGUAUCUGUCUCUUCCCUACCUGGAUCUUCUUAGUGACAUCAAUGUGCGAGGCUAUCUUGUUGGAGCAACCAAUGUUCUGUUUAAGCAGAAGAAGCAGCUGGCAGAUGUGCUUGUAGAGGUGGAGGGGGCCCGAGUAGAGACACAGGACCCAGAAUUACGUCGACAUUUGCAUCUCACAACAGAGGACCUGAGGUUUGCUGACUACAUUGUGAGGCAUGUAGCAGAAGAGCGCCAUGAUGUCUUCCUGGAUGGUGUUGGUUGGGAGGGAGGAGAUGAGUGGAUUCGUACACAGUUCCGAGUUUAUCUCCUCUGCCUUCUGCGCACAUCUCUUUUGCAAGAUGGUAGUCGAGAGGCAGAACAUUUCAACUCUAGUUUUAUGGCAGCUUGGAGAGCAACUCACAAUUAUAAGAUGUGGGUUAGUGGGGAACACACGGGUAUCUGGGAUCUGAACCCAGGACAUCCAUUUGCUGGUCAGCUGUCAGUUGCAGACAUGAAACUUCGAUUGGCACAUACAAUGCAGAACACAGAAGGAGGUCGCAAGUUGAACCAGGCCAUGGUUUCAACUGGCCGAGCUGUUGCUACCACAGGCCGAGCUGUUGGUGGAGCUUUGUCUCAAGCACGUGGGGCACUGUCAAGUUGGUGGAAUACACUGACCACUGUACAGAGUCCGGAAGGUGAGGUCUCAGGCCCUGUCCCUGUGGCAGACGAGGCCAAGACUCACGAGAACGAAGAGACCAGCAACUACAACAACAUUCAGGACAGUUCUCUUGAGAAGCUUGAGUCUGUUGACAGGCCUACAAAUGCCAAGAACCAGGAUGAGAGAACAGUUUCAUUACGUCAUCAGAGGUGGGAGAACUGGAGCAGCCAGGUCCAUAGCAAAGAACCCUCAGGAAAACAUCCAGCCAAUGGUAGCAUCAUCCAGCCCCCCACAAAUGCCAUAAUCGACAAUAACGCAGCACCAGACCUUCUUGACACUUUUCAAGAGAAGGUUGGCAGUACUGCAACACAGCAGCUCCCCAGGGGAAUUGACUGUAAUCCGCCAUCAAAAAUACCAGAUGAGUCUAAUAUAAAUGCUGCAUGGCAGGUCACACAGAGUGGUUGUAGUCCUUUGAAAUUGACUGGUGGAAGCAGCGGUUAUGAUAAUCACACCCUGCCACAAGAGCCAGCAGGUUAAGUCCUUACAUUUGCUUUGUAGGUCUAAGCGUUCAGGGGCAAAGGUAGAGACAUUUGUUCAGUGUGAUUUUUGUAAUGGAUACAGUAGAACGAUUUUGUCUAAGGACUGUUAAGUACAGGAGCACUUACUGAUUCACCAGUCUGGUGUAAUAUUUGACACAGAGUGACACAUAACAUUAAAGUCUUACAGUGGUAUUAUUAAUGAAGGUUAUUGUCUGCUGGAAGGUAACACCAAGUAUCCUGGAUAGGUACCAAUAUUUGGGAGGAACUUCUUUCCUCCAUCUUUGUGUAGGCAAGAGGUUCCUUUGCAGUAUUUAUAAUGAUUACCAGACUAUACAACAUGACUUCUCAGAAGACAGUAAUCUUCAUAUCACCGUGGCAACCUCAAGUUGCACACAGCUUGAAUGAAGUUUCUUGUUACAAAGUGUGUGCACUCUAGUGGCUGCAGAUUGUGUAAUUUCUAACAUUUUUUCCCUGUAUUUCUUUUGGCAUUGAUUCAGUUCAAAUUUCCAUAAUAUUCCUCAGUUCUUGACAAUGCUCUGUGGCAUACCUCUUUGUCUUUUGUUUAGUUUUAUACACAGAGCAGUCCAUAACAGUGAAGCUAGGUGAUCACAUUGGUUGAACAGUCAUGUUUUGGCAAUACCAAAUGGUCGGGGAUAAUUUCUUAUGUUAGUGUCACAGAUAUAGAAGCCCUCAUCCUCUAUGAAGAGAGACAUGUACUCAAAAUGUCAGUAGUUAUGUGCCACUCUGUGUGAUGGAUCAUACAGUAUCCGUUUCUAGAAGUGCAGUGAGCCUGGGUUUAAUUUAUUAUAGAUGUAGCUAUUCCUGUUCUAUUUUGGAAAUGUGUAUUAUAUGUUAAGGAGCUAGGUUUGCUGAAAGUUGUAUUGAGAGGUAGCUCUAAAGUCUAGGCUUCUUUGUGAUAUAUUAAAAUAAUUCAAACAGGCUAAGAUUCUUACUAUAUAAGAUUUUAAGCUUUUGCAGUGACUGUAGGCAAUAAAGUUUUCUUGGGUGACCAUC